CCAGAGGGCCCAGCAGGGGACUGGAUCCUGUCUGGAUGCUGUGCGGAAAGAAUAGGAAAUAAAAGCCAGUUGGGACUGGGUGGGUCCCCAGUUAGACACCCGAGUGGAGCAAGCCUAGCUCUGGCCUGAGCAGGGAUGCUAGUGACCUGCACCAGCUUGGCAGGAUGCCUCUCCCUUCUGAUCUAGUGACCGUGGGACCACGACAAUAGCCCUGGCCUCAUCCACACAUCUUCCAGAGGUGGGACCUGAGUGGUCAGCCCCUCCCCUUCCCUCAUGCCACACCCCAUGUGUGUUUGCUGCUCCCACUUCCUGCUGGGCCACCUGUGACCAGCCGGGCCAUGAUGACAAUAAUUUCACAGCACUGCUAAUCAUAAAAGGACAGUUAUGAUAAUGGCCACGCCCACUGAUUGGGACAAUUCCAUGUGCAUCAUCUCAAGAGUUCUCCACAUGCCUCAGGAGAGGCUCAGAGCAAUGGAUGGCACACACAAGCUCACCCAGCCAGGAAGUGGUCAGGAUAGAUGUCAGCCCAGCCCUGAGCAACCCCCGGAGCCGUGCUCCUGUGGUGGCCCGCCUCGCCUGCAUCCUGCCUUUCCCAAGUUAUCUGGUCCAGUCUAGUCUAGACUGCUGGGGGAGGGCUGGGGCUCCUUCUUCCCUGCCUGGCCCCCAGCAGGCAUGGGUUUCAUCCUGGUCUUGUUCAAUCCACAGGCAUGGAAGAAGGAGCAUGAACACCGUCUACGUCUUCAUCCUCAUCCCUAUAGCCAGGCACGUGCAUGCCGGGCAUGUCUCGGGGCUUCUCAAACCCCUUCUCAGCUCUAGGAGGCAGCUCCAUUGCUGUAGCUCUUUAUAGAGGAGGAGACUGAGGCUCAGAGAGGCCCCCAGCUUGUGAGAGGAGUGUCUGAGUAGGUGUCCUUGACUCCAAAGCCUGUAUUCAUCACCACUCCCCAGGGGGCUGCUUGAAUUUGGAGGCCUCUGCCCUGUGGGACCCCACCAGGGGCCCUGGGAGCAGCGCCUCUGGGUGGGUUCAGCAGCUCCUAGUGAGUCUGGCCCCCUCUGCUGGUGGCCACAGGGUGGGGUGAAACCAGGAGCGCUGCCUAGUCCCCACCCUCACCUUUCACAACCCAGCAGAUGGUGCCAUGGAGCAGGAAGGGUGAGAAAGAGGCCACAGGAAGCAGCGGCAGUGUCACUGGCCAGUGUGCAGGGGGUGGGGCGCCUGCUCAGCACAGCCUGGGACAGAGGGACGCACAGCCACAGGGCUCUGACCAGCGUAAGCCUGGCCAAGGAUGGUGACACAGAGGGCCUUGGGGGUCCGGCUUCUCCUGCUAGCCUCGCUCUUGGUCUCAGGUGAGGAAGAAUCUAAGACCAGUCUUGAGCAGCCAAGAAACGUCUGCCUGGGGCUCAUCAAUAAGGACCAGUAUGAACCCUUCUACCUUGAGAACACUGCUCAGUGCUUCGCAAAGUGUGGGCAGCGGGAGAGUGAACCCUGUGAUCUGGGAAACCUGCAGCGAUACUGGCUGAAAUACGAGACCUAUCUGGUGGAGAAGACUCUGGUAGAGACCGUGAAUAUGUCUUUUGUGAAGGCUUUUGUCAAGAAUAUCAACACCAGCAUCUCAGAAGAUCUGCACUUCUCUCUGACCCCGUCUCAGAUUCCCAGACAGGUGGCGGCGGAUGAAGACAAGCACUCUGACAGAGUCCGGCUGCCCGGGAGCCUUUUUGAGACCUUGCAGGGCAACCAGUCGGUGAUCCGGCUGGCCGUAAUGGUCCUGGACAUUGGUCAUGGGAACCUCUUCAAGGGCCCUCAGUUCAGCCAGGAGGAUGGCCGCAGUGUGUUGAACAAUCGCCUGGUGGGCUUGAGUCUGGGUGGUACACCUGUCACCAGGCUGGCCGAGCCUCUGAAGAUGACCUUCUUCCACCAACUUCAGCCUCCCAACGUGACUCUCAGCUGUGUGUUCUGGGAUGUGACUAAAGGAUCUACAGGAGAUUGGUCUUCCAAGGGCUGCUCCACGGAGCUCAGAGCCACAGGGACUGUCUGCCGCUGUGACCACCUGACCUUCUUUGCCCUGCUGAUGGCUGGCUGUGGAGCCUCCAUGAUCUUCCUGGCCUUCACCAUUGUCCUCUAUGCCAUCCUGAGGUUUUCCUGGCAGAGGUUCAAGUCAGAAGAUGCCCCCAAGAUUCAUGUGGCCCUGAGCAUUAGCUUAUUUCUCCUGAACCUGGCCUUCUUCAUCAAUGUGGGGCAGGGCUCGAACUGGUCCGAUGCUACCUGCUGGGCCCGGGGGGCCGUCUUCCACUACUUCCUGCUAUGUGUCUUCACUUGGAUGGGCCUAGAAGCCUUCCACCUUUACCUGCUCAUCAUCAAGGUCUUUAACACCUACUUCGGGCACUACUUCCUGAAGCUGAGCCUCGUGGGUUGGGGCCUGCCUGCCCUAAUGGUCAUUGGCACUGGGAGUGCCAACAGCUACGGCCGCUACGCCAUCCGCGACAAGAAGAACAUUACCACGCUGGAGCUGUGCUGGUUCCGUGAGAAGACUGCCGUCUCUGCCCUCUAUGUCACCGUCCAUGGCUACUUCCUCAUCACCUUUCUCUUCAAUGCCGUGGUCCUGGGCCUGGUAGCCUGGAACAUCUGCACUCUGUCAAGCUCCACAGCGGGCAAGGAGCAGGGGCAGAACUGGAAGGGGGUCUUCACCGUGCUGGGCCUCUCCUGCCUGGUGGGUGUGACCUGGUGGCUGGCCAUGCUCACUCCCCUGGGCCUGUCUACCACCUAUGUCUUUGCACUGUUCAACUCCCUGCAAGGUGUCUUCAUCUUCUGCUGGUUUGCUGUGCUCUACUUCCCCAGCCGGAGCGCCAUGUCCUCCUCUUCUGGCACUGCCCGAGCUGACCAGGCACACACUGUGUCUCGUGAAUAGGGGGCUGCCAUGUGGCCAGGCAGGGGCCAGCCCCACACUCUGGUCGGUUCUGACUUGCUGCGUGACCUUGGGUGGCUCCCUGCCUCCCUCUGGCUUUCCCUGGCUGUUCAGCGUGUCUGGGGAAGGAGGAGAUGGAGACCAAGUUAGACCAUCUGGCCUCAAAGAGCUCAUCCAGAUACAUCGAUGGGUCCAAGAGUCCACAAAUCCAGGAUUGCAGGAGUCUAAAGUUCCUGUAAUCCUGAGAUCCCCACCAGCACACAGCGAUGCCCUGACCCCUGCCUUCACAGCGCAGCAGCCAGCCUCUGCCGUUGCCCACCUUCUGGUCUCACUAAGGGCCUGCACCCACGUAGUGGAGUUUCUUGCUGGCUCAGCCCCUUAAAGAACCACAGCCUCUUCCUUCCUCCCUCUUGUCACUGCCUUGCCCCGGCCUCACCCUCGGGCUGCCUGUAUGUGAGGGACAUUUGGGAGGUGGCCAUCCCUUCAGGCACUGGGCAGCUGUGGACCGGAGGUUUGUUUGGGGGGUCAGUUGGUUGGUGCUCCCAGCCAGCCUUCUCCUGGUCUUGGCCAGUCCCUGAAGAGCCUAUUUUUACUGAAGAGCACUUAUCAUUCAGGGGGCUGCCAGAUCUCCAGGUAUCUGGGGACACUGAAUUUCAGAGAAUGCCACUAUGCCUGUGAUACCUCACUCAAGGCCUCCAGCCCCACUCUGACGGCCACAUGGGUGGCCUGACCUCUGAUCUGCUGUCACACUGGGGUGGAGGGCAAAUGGUCCAGGGCUCUGCACACCAGAGGGCCCAGGGACCAGGGCAGUGGAGAGGGCUAUGCUGACCAGAGACAAGGUGGGUGAUUCCCCCAGAAUCAGGUCCUGUAGACUGGGCACUUCGACAGCCUCUCUGACUGGUUCAGCCCAGUCUGAGCCUGGUGUGUUCCAGGCCCUGAAUAAAUAUUGCAGGAUGAAUAGCUAGAUGUGUGAGUUUGGCACCAGCCUAACAGGGCUCUGAGUCAAGGGUGUGUCUGAGGCCAGACCAAGCAUGGGUAUGUCACCUCCUGCGCCAGGACCUUCAUUUCACAACCAUGUGCUGGUUUCCUCAGUAGUAAACAAAAAUAGACAUAAAUAAUAGAUAGGGAGAGACAGACGGAGUGAGAGGAUUAACUAACAGAGAGAGAUUGGUAAACUAACACAAAGAAAACAGAGAGAAGGGUACAGAUGCAGAAAGGCAGCAGCCCCCCUGGCCUGCCUCCAGAGCAAUGGUGUCUGUCCCCCUCUCUGGAGCCCCACCCUACACCAGCACGUUACUCUAGCCUUAACCUACUAACCAUGGGGAAAUCUCACCAUCCCGACUCAACCCCACCCUUUCCAGUGUGCUUUGCUGACAGUCAUGCACUUCUGCAGGUGAGAAACUAUCAUUACUGGACCCUCCCCCACAGCCCCUGGGCUGCCCGCCCACAACCUCCUCCGGAAUGCCAUGUCCUAACACACACUAGAGAGGCUGCCCCAGCUUCUCCCUCAUCCUGACCAGAACAUGAAAGACAGGAAGGCGGGGGCUCUGGUAUGCAAAGUGCUGUGUUCCUGGAAGGGAAAUUCUAGGGUGUGGACAUUGCAUCAGUUGAGCCACAUUAUCAGUUUUUGUGGACAGACUUGCUGAGUUUUUGAGCUUGUCUUCACAAACAUCUGUUUCUCACGUUGAAGGUCUUGGUUCCCUUACUACAAAGUCUCAGAGUUAUCAACCUGUGCCCAGAAAGAAAGGCUGAUUCAGGGUCUGGCAGGUCUGGGUUCAAAUCCUGGCUCUACUACUUAGGGGCUGUGAACCCUGGGCAUGUCACCGCACCUCUCUGAGCCCUAGGUUUCCCCUCUGUAAGAUGGGAAUCAUCAAGUCCUUGUCUUAUGCUGAGAGCACUGAGGUGACAGACGCGAAGUGCCUGGCACUGUCUCAGCAGGGGGGGCUCCCCAAGACACCACCCUCCCCCAAACACCAGGCUUAAAGAAAAAUCCAGUGGAAUCUUUGUGUAAAGCCUAAUGCUCUGCAACCUGUAUGUGAGGAGGGGUGUGAAGGUUAAAGCUUCCAGAUUCCUUCAACAGCUCUGCCCAGUGUAGGGAAGAAGAAGUGGAGGCCCCAGGAGUUCCAGCAACCUGCCCAAGGCCAGUGUGCAAGCUGGGCUUACACAGGGCUGGGGCCUCCCUGGGUUGCCAAUGCCUCCUCCCAGAGCAUUUUCUGGGUUUGAGAACUGUCACCUCAUCCAUGACCCCCAAGUCUCAAGGGAAACCCUAGACUCUGGCUUUCCCGGUCAUGCUCAUCAGUGGGGUGUGGGAUCAACAAAACUGCAAGCCCCGGAUGGGCUGGGUUUCCUGGUGCAGACGGAGAGGGCAGAACGGGAGAUGUGGCUAAUGACGGUGGGGGUGGGCUCCUUUUCUGGCUGGCUCUCUACCACAGGGUCAGGCAGGGGCAGAGGGGGUGAGGUCCCUCAUUACCUGGCGUCACUGCAAAAUCGGGUCCAAGAGCCAAAACGAGCACAUGCUAAGGCCAGGUGGGGACGUGGCAAAAAUACCCGCCAAAGCCCGGUGCGGGUGAACAGCCCUUGUCAUCAAAUCUUCGCAACAGUGACCUGGGAGGUGGACAGCACCAUGGUUAUGAGCAUGAACUCGCAGGUCAGCCUGUCUGGACCAAAUUCUACCUUGGGCCCAUUCCUCACCUAUGGAACCUGUAAAGCAGGGAAAGCAGUGUCUGCCCCACAGGACUGAUGAAGGCCCAAAAGAGUUACUGGCUGACAGGGUAGCCCGGCGCCUGGCCCACCUGGCCUGGCGUGUUUGUUACCAAGCCGGAGCUUUGCCUCGGCCACCACACUAUCAGGCCCUGGGCUGCAGUAUGCAGGAGGACCCCCCACCUUGCCUCAUGCCUGGUUCUUUCUGUUCUGCCCAAAUUCCUUCUUUCUUUGUAUUUUCAUUACAAUAUACCAAUUACAUAGGAAAUAAGAAGACUUAUUUGCUCUGUACUCUCAGAUAAUUCAAUACAAAGGAUAAACAUUCUCACCAAUUAAUCUAUGAACACAAUCCAAUUCCAAUAAGAUUCCAAAUGAUUUCUUUAGGCUUUCCAAAAACAUAUUCUAAAAUUUAUAUGGAGGCCUCAAAUAGCCAGGUCAAUCUUAAUAAAAUAGGGCAUACAAGGAUGACUUGACCUGUAGAUAUUAAGAUAUUAUAAAGCCAUAGAGGUGAAUCCAACUUGGGGUCUGUGCAGGGACAGGAGUGAAGGCCAGUGAAACAGAACAGAGGGCUCAGUGGCCGACUUAUGUACACCUGCAGGACUUACUACGUGACAAGAUGGGUGGUGUGAUGAUGGUGUUGGAAAAUUGGCUCAUUAUGUGGAGAAAAAUAAAACAGGAUCUUUGCCUAACUCGUCAUACGGAGAUGGGCUCCAGGCAGAGUAAGGUUCUGGGAUGGCAAAACGAUCAAGUUAAUGUAGGGAAAUACUUUUGUGACCUAAGGGCUAGUAAGGACUUCUCAAACAAAAAUUCAUAAGCACAAACACAUCAGACUAAAACCUAGUAAAUCAAAUUACAUCAAAAUUAAGGUUUUUGUUUAAUAAGGGACACCCCAGGGCAAUGUUGGCAGACAGAAUUGGGGUAGACAGAAUUGGGGGAGUCAUUUGCAAUAUCCAAAACCAGGAAUUCACAUCCAGAAGUCCUGUAGAUCAAAACAAGGACACUUCUCCAAUAGAGAAAAAUGGGCUGAGAUUUUAAAAGACAAUUUCAGAGGAGGAAACACCUAAAACUAACAAUUAGCACAUAAAGACACCUUUAACAUCAU
Messenger RNA from Manis javanica (Malayan pangolin), 6699 nucleotides. NCBI's taxonomy places the organism in Eukaryota, Metazoa, Chordata, Mammalia, Pholidota, Manidae. The record is from RefSeq and is a predicted model, not a curated record.